Messenger RNA from Trifolium pratense (red clover), 4701 nucleotides. RefSeq names its product putative leucine-rich repeat-containing protein DDB_G0290503. The record is from RefSeq and is a predicted model, not a curated record. The coding region runs from base 302 to 4387 and encodes 1361 amino acids. Lineage: Eukaryota; Viridiplantae; Streptophyta; Magnoliopsida; Fabales; Fabaceae. The transcript is spliced from 9 exons.
AUUUUGGGUUGUUAAUCUUUCUCGUGCCACUUUCUGUUUGUUUUCUCUCUCCCGCUAUGGUUUGAAGGAACAAUAAAAUAACACCCUUCACAACAAUGACCAUUUAGCUAACUCUCUCUCUCUCUCUCUCUCUCUCUCUCUCUCUCUCUCAAAACAGUUGGUGAUGGUGGUUGCAGAGAAAAAGAUGAUGAAAAUCAUGAAUGUGAUCGACAAAGAAGAAAAAUCCACAACACAAAGCACAUUCAUAUACACUGUGUUUGAACUUUGAACUGUGAAGAAGAAGUUUCUAAAGAGAAACAAAAUGUUUAAGCUUCACAAACACAGGUCUCAGAAAUCUGGUGAUAAAAUUGAGUUCAGAAUUUCUCAUCUUAAGGCACUUCAGGUACCAAAGGGGUGGGACAAGCUGUUUGUUUCUGUUGUCUCUGUAGAAAAUGGUAAGACAAUUGCAAAGUCUAGCAAAGUAGCAGUGCGUAAUGGAAGUUGUCAGUGGUCGGAUACUUUUUCACAAUCUGUAUGUGUUUCAAGAGAUAACUCGUCGAAGGAGAUUGAUGAUUGUCUCCUCAAGCUUAUUGUUUCAAUGGGAUCAUUAAGAUCUGGAAUCCUGGGAGAGGUCACAGUUAGUAUGACCAGCUAUGUGAGUUCAGAUGCUGCUGUUCCACUUUCAAUCCCACUAAACAAGUGCAACCAUGGGACAGUUUUGAAUGUAACAGUGCAGUGCCUUACACCAAGAAAAAAACCCAGGGAUCAAGAAUCAAGGGAAACAAAUUCUCAUUUGAAGGGUAUGAAUGAAAAUAAUGAUGAACUGAAUCUCAAGUCCAAUGAAUCUGAUUGUUCAUAUGUACAGAGUGUUGAAUCUAACUCUGUUGGUGAUGUGGACUCUACCUUAUCAACUGGAGAAGUUGAGACUAUGGCAACAAGUCUUUCUGGUUCCGUAUCAAACUACAGCUAUAACUCAGCCGAGGAUUCCAUAGGAAGGGGAAAUAUCUCCCCGUGCAUCAGUGACAGGCAGAGCCCGACAAAUGGACAAGGUUCUACCAGUUCGCAGAAAAGUGUUUCCAAUUAUGAUUAUCCUGUUAACAACUCUUCUCAAUCGAAUCGUUCAUCAUUUAAUUGCCAAAAUAUGCAAGACAUUGGUGCAUCAUCUGCUAAGAUGACCAACGGUUCUACUAACAGUGUUGAAGCUGCAGAAGACACAAGUGAAGAGCUACGGGCAGAAGCAAAGAUGUGGGAGAUGAACGCCAGAAAGCUAUUGGGUGACUUGGAGAUGUUGAGGACAGAAUUCUCAGAUCAAUCCAAAAAGCUGGCAGGUCUGGAAAUGGACCUUUCAACAGCAUAUGUCGAACGCGAUAGUUUGAAAAAAGAAGUUGACCACUUAACAUUGCCAUCAGGAGAUCCAAUAGUGAGACAAAAAACUUUGGAAGAUUCAAUAUCUCAAGGUGAAUGCAUUCCAGAAAUAGAAAAUGCUUUAAAAGAUGAAUUAAAGUUCCAGAAAGAAUCCAAUUCCAACUUGUCAUUGCAACUAAAGAAGAGCCAGGAAGCAAAUGUUGAGCUUGUUUCUGUUCUGCAGGAACUAGAAGAAACCAUAGAACAGCAAAAACUUGAGAUAGAAAAUCUUUCAUCAUUACCCUCAAAACUCAGUGCUCUCGAGAAAUCUUUACAGAUAAGUGAAGAAGGAAAUAGGAUCUUUAUGCAACAAAUAGAGCAGUUGGAGGAAUCAAAUAAAAAUCUGCUGGCUAAAGUGCAAAACCUGGAAGAGAAGUUGGAGGAUAAAAUGCAAGACAUUGAGUAUGCAAAGAUUUCAAACAACAAAACACUUUCAGAUAUUGAAAUGGAAUAUGAAAGAAAGUUAUCUUCUAAAGAGGAAGAAAUCUCAAUUUUGAAAGCAAGGCUGUUAGAAUCUGUCCCAGAAACAUGUAAUGCGGAGACUGCGUCCAAAAAUAUUGGUGAUGCAGAUCUUUUGGAACAAAUGGAAACACUGAAAGAGAAAGUUCAGGAACUUGAGAUGGACUGUAAUGAGCUUACAAAUGAAAACCUCGAGCUUUUAUUCAAACUAAAAGAAGCAAAGACCAAUUCAAAAGAUGGAUGUACAUCCAAAGAUCUUUUGUCAGACAUGCUCAAUGAUCAAUCUUUUUUGAGUUUUGAGUCUGAAUCAAGCAACAAUUUAUUUAGAAUAUUUCAUUCAGAAGACAUACUCCCGGAGGAAAGCGCCAAGAAGAUUAAUAACGAUGGUCAUAUUUCAAUUCAAGAGCUUGAGACUUCCAAAUCAGCACAAGUCAAAAUCACAGAUCUAAAUAAUGAACUAACUGAUAGAACAUAUGAGAUGGAAAACCUUGAGGUGAACUUAUCAAGUAAAGAAAAAGAGAUUGAGGUUCUUCAGAAGCUCCUGAGUGAGUUGGAAGCCAAGGUUUAUCAUCUUGAACAAGAGAAACUUCAACUAGAGGAACACAUGGAGGACAGGUUAAAAGAAAAAACACAUGAAAUGAAGCACAGCAGAUCAGAUAUAGAACAUGAAAAUGGACAAUUGUUGACGCGGGUUUCUGUUUUAGAAAGUCAAGUGAGAGGUUUGACAAACGAACAAGAGUCCCAAUUAUCAGAACUAGAGAAUGCUAGAAAUAAUGCUUCAAGGCUUCAAGAGAAGGUUAUGGAGAUGCAGUCUGAGAUGGAUUCUUCCAUUGAAGAUUUGGAACAAAAACUAAAUGCGACACAAUUUCAUUGGUCAGAAGCACAAGAAGAAUGUGAAUAUCUCAGAGGAGAAAAUCAGCAGUUACAAAUUACCAUUGAAAAUCUUGAAGAAGAAUGCAAUUCAUUUGAGAAGCUAAAUGGAUAUUUGAGUCAGCAAAAGUUGGAUUUAGAGGAGCGUUGCUCCCUUGUGGGAGCCAGGUUAAGGGAAUCAGGCAAAAGAUUUGCUGAUUUCUGUGGAAGAGUAGGAUUGCUAGAAAAUAAAUAUGCUUUAAUGAUGGAAGAUAUUGCAUCAAAAGAAAUGAAUUUAAAUUCAGAUAUGGAUGGUAUUUUGGAUGAAAAUAGGAAACAUAUGGAUCAGGGUCAAAGCUUAUUGAAUCAGAUUCAAAUGGAGAAGAUGGUAGAAAUUCAGAACCUUAAACUAGAAGUAGAGAAUCUCAGCCUGAAACUUUCAGCAGCCUAUGAUGAAAAGGAGAGAAUAGCUUCCAAUGCUUUGCUUGAAGUAUCCACAUUACGUGAUGAAAAAGCCAAACUGGAAUCUGCUUUUGGAGAAGCUCAAUCUAAAGUGAUUUUGUCCAAGACUGAGAUUAAUAUGAUGCAGAGUGAAUAUGAACAGAAGUUGAAAGACAUAACAACUGAACUGAUGGCUGAACAUGAAAAAUUGUCAGAGCUGGUGGAGGACUACAAAUCAAGAGAACUGAAACUCAAAAGCACUAUAAGUUCCCUUGAAUCAAAACUCACAGUCACUGAAUAUGGAAGACAGCAAUACAUGGAAGAAUACGGCAAUUUGAAGGUUCAGUUGCAGCAGACAUGUGAACUUGAAAAUGAGAUUAUGGCUCUCAAGAGUGAGCUCAACGCUUCCAAUACUGAGAAAGAGAGACUGGAAGCCUCAUUAUGCUUGAAAUCUGAACUAUGUGAAGAUCUGAAGGCAGAGAAUACAUCAUUUGAACGAAAGAUAUCAAGCUUGGAGAAGGAUGCAUCAGAAUUGGAGCAUUGCAAGAGAACUAAAGCAUCCCUUGAAGAAAGGCUUACACAGUUGAAAAAUGAAUUGAUUGCAAGAGACACAAGAUGUGUCCAGGAAAAAUCUGAUCUUCAGAAAAAAGCUCAAGCCCUUGAAGAAGAAUUGAAACUGAUUAAGGAACAAAAGCGAAAUCAUGUUUCGAAGCUAAACAGGAAACCUGUUAACGAUGAUCAGAAGGCCUCAAAACUUAAUUCUAUGGUUAAGAAUACCAAUCAAGUUCGUGGCAAUAGAAAAAAGCCAUCUUUAAAGAAUGACAGAGAAAUCCUGAAAGAUCAACAGGACCCUUAUUACAGCAGGAAACAUCAGAAUGAGGUGGAAAGUGAGCAUGGACUUCUUGAUGAAAAUGUUCAUGUGAUUGAAGUUGAUUCAGUAUCAAAGGCUCAAUUGCUUGAAAAUGAAGUAGAAAAGGCAAAAGAAGCCAAUGACAUAUAUGAAGUUCAACUCAACAGGUCAUCACCUCAAGGACGAAACAACCAGGCAAGUGGCCCAGUUAAAUCGAUGGCUGAAGAAGAACUAGUGACGAAAGAAAAGUUUGAACGUACAAAAUCAAAACUAGAGGAAGAGUUGACAGAUAUUCAGGACCGCUACUUCCACAUGAGCCUUAAAUAUGCAGAGGUAGAAGCUCAGCGUGAAGAACUUGUAAUGCAACUCAGGGUUGCUAAGAGCAAAAAAGGAUGGCUCUCGUAGAACUAUGACCAUUAUCAUUUUUUAUCCUUACAAAUCUCAGGUGCACUAUACCAUGAAUUUGAAGUGUCACAAAGUUUUCAAUCUGUUAUAGCCUUAUAGGAUGUAUAGUAGUAGUAUACUUAAUUUUGAAAAGGAUCAUUGGUUUGGAGUGAAAUAAUGAAACCAUAACGGUCGUUGUAAAUAUCAGAAAUUUUGAAAUUAGAAUUUAACACAGAAAAUAUCUAAAUUGUGAUAUUAUGAUUGUCUUGUGGUUGAUACUAGUAGCUUUGUUAUAUGUACACUUUUCUUUGGUAUCCCUCCACUGAGUGGACCUA